Messenger RNA from Poecilia reticulata (guppy), 4688 nucleotides. RefSeq names its product nuclear receptor subfamily 2, group F, member 6a (gene nr2f6a). Gene Ontology annotation, molecular function: sequence-specific DNA binding; zinc ion binding; DNA-binding transcription factor activity. The record is from RefSeq and is a predicted model, not a curated record. NCBI's taxonomy places the organism in Eukaryota, Metazoa, Chordata, Actinopteri, Cyprinodontiformes, Poeciliidae. Gene Ontology annotation, biological process: regulation of DNA-templated transcription.
CCUCUAUUUGCUGGAUCUCUCUCUAACACACAAAUAGGUUGGAAGGGGAAAAAAGCAGUGAGGUAAAAUGCAGUGAAAUCCAAACAGUGUUUUGCUUCUUGGGCAUUUCAAUUCAUAAUCUGAUUUGGGAACCAGAGAGACGGAGGAGGAGGGGGGGUAAGAGGAGCACCCAUUUCUUAACACACACCCCCUCCCCCUGAGCCAGGGGGGAAAAAGGCUUCACACACAUACACACAGAGGUAAAACAGCAUGCAAGGCUAGGCCGCAAGUCAUUAGUUCUUGGUGGGCAAGCACUGACAAAGGACUGAGGAAGAAGCCUGGAGAGCAUCCACAGGAAUUAGAGCUGAGCAAGAACCUGAUUUUUUUCCCCGUUUGUUUUUGUUUUAAUUUUUCUGUGUGAGGGAGGAAGUAGCCCGAGGAUCCUGUCAGAGCCGAGCCGACUCAGACAGCAGCCAAUACCAGUGGAAAGGCUGCACUUCCUUGUGUGCAUGAUCUGAUUGAGUGUUUUGGAUGCGAGUACGAGCCGCGGGCGGUCCGCGUCGCCUUCAUCUGCCGCCGCAGCAGCAUCUGCAAGUCGGCGUCGCCUCAACAAGAAGGGAGAAGAAGAAGACAGAAGCCCGCGAUCCGACGAAAAGUGGCGUUUUGCGUGUGUUUGAUGUCCUCACAAUGCUGCUUGUGCUUCAGAGUGGAUGGCUGCGGAACAUUAGAGCCGAGCUCUCGUUCUCACUGGUCGGAAGGAGGAUCUAACCCGAUUAACUAAUAAUAAAAAAAAAACACACACAAAAACGACUUUCUUCGUCUUCAGCUAGAAAAGCCAAAAGACAGCCGUUUGUAUUGAGGUUGUUGGUCUGCAGUGUGUCCCCCGUCGGACGGAACGACACAAAGACACCGAACCGGAGCAGGACAACAGAGGUGUUAAAAUCCAAAGGAAUGCCAAACUAAAAGUUGCCCCAGUGACUCCACACUGUUUCCAGGUCAUAGUGGAGUGGGCGGGGACUGAGCUACUCUCUUUUCUACAACCAAACGGCCUCAUUUUUACCACUGAAACAUUGGCAGCACUGCUUAUUUAGCCUGCAGACUUCCCCUCCUCCCCCAGUUCUGUUCAUAUUUAACUUGAAUUGGCUACUAAAUGAAGACGGAGGGUAGCUGAAGAGGUUAAACCAGUCCGGGUAGAAAGGGGAGAACACACACCACCGUCCGGACUCUGGGUUUUUAUGACCGCUUCCAGAAACCUCGGCUGCCUGGCCCCAUUUUCUUCCGCGCUGACUCCGUAACCAAGCGAUGGCCAUGGUGAGUGGGGGCUGGGGAGAUCCCAACGGGGGCACCAACGGGCUGGGGGACAAGGGCUACCUACGGGGGGAGGAGGAGGACGGGUCUCCGCAAGCGGGGGGCAGCGACAUGGAGGCCGGGGACGAGGACAAGGCCUGCGUGGUGGACUGCGUGGUGUGCGGGGACAAGUCCAGCGGAAAACACUACGGUGUGUUCACCUGCGAGGGCUGCAAGAGCUUCUUCAAGAGGAGCGUCAGGCGUAACCUCAGCUACACAUGCAGGUCCAACAGGGAGUGUCAGAUUGACCAGCACCACAGGAACCAGUGCCAGUACUGCCGUCUGAAGAAAUGUUUCCGUGUCGGCAUGAGAAAAGAAGUUCAACGCGGGCGGAUCCCACCUCAGCCGAGCCUCAGUCCCUCCAUCACACCCAUAGGUGGCGCCAGCGGCAUCGGUGGGAGUGAGUUCUACAACAACAAUGGGGGCGGCGGAGGGGGCCAGCCGGUGUCGGAGCUCAUAUCCCAGCUGCUCCGGGCAGAGCCGUACCCCAACAGCCGAUACGGACACCAGUACAACCAGCAGGCAGGUCCAGACAACGCCAUGGGCAUCGAUAACAUCUGUGAGCUGGCCGCUCGGCUGCUCUUCAGCACUGUGGAGUGGGCCAGGAACAUUCCCUACUUCCCUGAGCUGCCUGUGUCGGAUCAGGUGGCGCUGCUGAGGCUGAGCUGGAGCGAGCUUUUCAUCCUCAAUGCGGCUCAGUCGGCCCUGCCGCUGCACAUGGCGCCCCUGCUGGCGGCGGCCGGCUUCCACUCGUCGCCCAUGUCGGCUGAGCGCGUGGUGUCCUUCAUGGACCAGGUGAGGAUGUUCCAGGACCAGGUGGAGAAGCUGAUGAGGCUGCAGGUGGACUCGGCCGAGUACAGCUGCCUCAAGGCCAUCGCUCUCUUCUCACCAGACGCCUGCGGUCUGACCGACCCGGUCCACGUGGAGUCACUGCAGGAGAAGGCCCAGGUGGCGCUGACGGAGUACGAGCGCAUGCAGUACCCGUCGCAGCCGCAGCGCUUCGGCCGGCUGCUGCUGCGCCUGCCGGCGCUGCGUGCCGUCCCCGCCAGCCUCAUCUCCCAGCUCUUCUUCAUGCGCCUGGUGGGGAAGACCCCCAUCGAGACACUGAUCCGAGACAUGCAGCUCUCCGGAAGCUCCAUCAGCUGGCCGUAUGUCCCGGGGCAGUAGCUCCACCCCCUAGCCCACCCAGCCACCACCUCCUGACUCAUCACCGUCCUUCUGUAUGCUUGUGAGGCGCGGUGCCAGCUGGCCGUCCAUCCUCCCUUUCCCGUCUCGUUGCCAACCUGGUCUCUCCGGUGCCAGAAUGCAGCUCCGCACGCUGGGAUCCAAUAUGGCUGCCGCAGCCCACAUGUCAUAUCGACUAAACUCAGCCUCACGCAAGGAACAGCAGGGAACAGCAGCACCCUGCUACGGAUCCUCAUAGAGGACAAAACGGUUCUUUCCUCCAUGCUGCGCAUCAUGACUGGAACGGGUUUGUCUCAUGAAUUACGAGUUUUGUCUGCCAGGCUGAACAAGACGAAGGAAAAUCACCAAAGUUUCUGACAUCAUCCUCAGAUUGUCGUCAUGGUAAACGCAUCAGAGGAGUGGAUAAAGAAUACUAAACUACAAACGGCUCCAUUGGGAACAGACCGAUACCUCAUUAGACAUCAGAAUGCUUUAGUCGGAUAUUUCCUGUAGGAUUUGUUCACCAGAAACCGCCUUCUUUUUGACAACUGCCUUGCUAUCGAGGCCGAUGAACCUGGAGCUCCUUCUGGCUCAGGAGCUCUGUCUUGUAUCUUUUAAAAAAAAAUCCUGUCAUUUUCUGUUGUCUUUUAAAAAGAUUAGUUUUUAAAUGUCUCAGUACAGUUUACUCUGCUUCGUUUGGAUACAUUUUAUGAAUGAGAUGCAUAAGGCCGACGUGGAAUUUUGAAUUGACAAAGGAAAAUUAGAAGAUUGAUUUUUAGCAGUGAAGAAUCACUUUAUGUCCCUUUACAAAGCGCCUUGCUACAGUAUUCACACACAUUUGUGGAGUUGCAGCCCCGAACGGCCAUGUGUUUUUAUUGGAAGUUUCUAUGAUGUACAGACACAACGAAGCACAUCAAAUAAAAACUCCAGCUGCUGCUCUCCUGGGGAAUGAGGAAGAGCUUGGUUUAUGGCGGUUUUUUGCGUUUCAUGUGGCUCCGCCCACCUGACCGACCCGGAUCAGUUUUGGCUCUAGUGGCUUUUAUUAAACAGAAUUUUGUCAGGAAAGAGGUGGAGGAUGGAAGGGGAAGGCCUGUGGUAAAUGGUCAGAGAAUGGGAAUUGAACCUAGGACUUUCUGUGCUUCCCUUUAACAGUAUCUUUCUUCCUACUUUUCUGUCUUGUGGAGUCUACAACUAAUAUUUACCAGAGCUGCAACUAACCAUUAUUUUAGUAAUGAAUUAUUCUGACAAGUCCAUCCAUCCGGUGUAAAACUGCAUCAAAGUGUUGUACAAGAACGAUAAUAAAAUAAGUUGAUAAAAAGAAAAAUGACAAGAAAAGGAAAAAAACACAAGGUUAUUUUACACAAUAUUAGAAAUACACGAGAAGGUGCAAAUAAACAGACAAUUCAUUUUCUUAAAUAAGAAAAUAAACAUUUUAUUCCCUAAAAUGCAAUAACAGCAUUAUUUUAGUGAACACUUGAUAAUUUGUAUCAAAGAAAUAAUCUGCAACUAAAAAUCCUUCAACACGUGAAGAGAUCAGGCCUUUCUGCUGGACUCUGCUUGUUAACCAAUUAAUAAUUGGACAAGAUAUUUUUUUUAGAGAAUUUGAACCAGGUGAAGCUUAAACUCGAGGAGUUCUCUAGACACAGUUGCUUUUAUCUUACAUGCUAAAUGUCCAUAAUUUUUCAGACAUCAUGAGACCUCAAUCUCUACUGUAAACUUCUCCACACUUUCGUCCCUGAUCUACUGCCGGGGUCCUCUAGUCGCUAUGGUGAUGCUGGUCCUCUAAUGGUGCCAGAUUAAAUUCUGGUCAUUGGUUGCAAUGGAUUUUUAUUCAGGAGUAUCAAAGGGGCAGAAAAAGUGUUUGACACACUUUUCACUUUUAUUUUAAAAACAAUUAUGCCUUUCCUUGAACUUUACAAUUAUGCACUAACUUUCUAUUGAUCAUCACCAAUGGUUUGCUUUGUGGAAACGAAGGGGUGUGAAUACUUUUGCAAGGCGCUGUACUACACCUGGGGGCUGCAAUCUCUUGAAAAUGUAUUAAAAUAUGUAUAUAUCUAUAUAUAUUGACGCCAACUUUGUCUUUUUGCAUGUUCAGAUGAUAUUUUUGGUUCUCUGAUGUCGAGAUGUUUUUUUUUUUUUCAUCAUUUACACUAUUAAUCAAGUUUGAUUUCAACAUUAAAGUAUUCCUUUAACUCGUA